This is a messenger RNA of Saccharomyces cerevisiae S288C, 738 nucleotides long. RefSeq names its product Rev7p (gene REV7). Lineage: Eukaryota; Fungi; Ascomycota; Saccharomycetes; Saccharomycetales; Saccharomycetaceae. Gene Ontology annotation, cellular component: mitochondrion; nucleus. The coding region runs from base 1 to 738 and encodes 245 amino acids. The transcript has a single exon. The record is from RefSeq and is marked reviewed.
AUGAAUAGAUGGGUAGAGAAGUGGCUGAGGGUAUACUUAAAAUGCUACAUUAAUUUGAUUUUAUUUUAUAGAAAUGUAUACCCACCUCAGUCAUUCGACUACACUACUUACCAGUCAUUCAACUUGCCGCAGUUCGUUCCCAUUAAUAGGCAUCCUGCUUUAAUUGACUAUAUAGAAGAACUUAUACUGGAUGUUCUUUCUAAAUUAACGCACGUUUACAGAUUUUCCAUCUGCAUUAUUAAUAAAAAGAACGAUUUAUGCAUUGAAAAAUACGUUUUAGAUUUUAGUGAAUUACAACAUGUGGAUAAAGACGAUCAGAUCAUUACGGAAACUGAAGUGUUCGACGAAUUCCGAUCUUCCUUAAAUAGUUUGAUUAUGCAUUUGGAGAAAUUACCUAAAGUCAACGAUGACACAAUAACAUUUGAAGCAGUUAUUAAUGCGAUCGAAUUGGAACUAGGACAUAAGUUGGACAGAAACAGGAGGGUCGAUAGUUUGGAGGAAAAAGCAGAAAUUGAAAGGGAUUCAAACUGGGUUAAAUGUCAAGAAGAUGAAAAUUUACCAGACAAUAAUGGUUUUCAACCUCCUAAAAUAAAACUCACUUCUUUAGUCGGUUCUGACGUGGGGCCUUUGAUUAUUCAUCAGUUUAGUGAAAAAUUAAUCAGCGGUGACGACAAAAUUUUGAAUGGAGUGUAUUCUCAAUAUGAAGAGGGCGAGAGCAUUUUUGGAUCUUUGUUUUAA